GGGGAAGGGGUAACCUCCUAAAACCAAACUCAGAAAAUGAAAGAAGAUAUAAGAGCAUGAAACAAAAAAAAAAAAAAGAUUCCGUUCCUAAUUCUAGAUCAAUAAUCUCCUUCUGAUGCUUUUCUCUGUGUUGUUUUUCUUCUUCAGAUGAUUUGAAAGACAUGGAACAAGGAAAUGGUACCAGAGUGACUGAAUUCAUUCUAUUGGGAUUUGCAGUUCGGCAAGAACUACAGUACGUUCUCUUCCUUGUGUUUCUGGUCAUCUAUGUGAUAUCUUUAGUGGGCAAUGUUGGGAUGAUCCUGCUCAUCAAAUGUCAUUCCCGCCUUCAUACCCCCAUGUAUUUUUUCCUCCAACACUUGGCUUUUGUUGAUCUUUGUUACACCUCUGCGAUCACUCCCAAGAUGUUACUGAACUUCCUGGUAUCCAACAAAUCUAUCUCUUUCUCAGGGUGUCUAUUGCAAUUGUUGGUUUAUGCCACAUUUGCCACAAUCGAAUGUUACCUACUUUCUGCCAUGGCCAUAGAUCGUUAUGUGGCCAUCUGUAACCCAUUACACUAUGCAGUGGUCAUGUCCCGGAGGGCAUGCAUCCAGCUACUCACUGGAUCCUAUUUCAUGGGAUCCCUGAAUGCUUCUGUACAUACGGGUUUUGCUUUUUCGUUGACCUUCUGCAAUUCUAACACCAUCAAUCACUUCUUCUGUGAUGUGCCCCCAAUCCUGGCCCUUUCCUGUUCUAAUAUUGAUAUCAAUGUCAUGUUGUUAAUAGUCUUUGUGGGUUUUAAUCUGUCAAGCACCUUGUUAGUUGUGUUUCUCUCCUAUGUUUAUAUCCUGGCUGCUAUCUUAAGGAUGCCCUCUGCUGCAGGAAGACACAAAGCCUUCUCCACUUGUGCCUCCCACCUGACAGCCGUCAUUAUUUUCUACGGAACACUCUCUUACAUGUAUUUACAGCCCUCUUCCAGUGAAUCUCAGGAGAAUGAUAAAGUGGCCUCCGUGUUUUAUGGUAUUGUGAUACCCAUGUUGAACCCCCUGAUCUACAGUCUUCGGAAUAAAGAAGUCAAAGAGGCCAUGAAAGUUCUAUUAAAGAAUUGCUUAUGAGUCAAGACUUGUAUUCCAAAGCAUUGGUUCAGAAAUGCAUCUGAACAAAGAACAU
Molecule: messenger RNA, 1146 nt
Organism: Antechinus flavipes (yellow-footed antechinus)
Lineage: Eukaryota; Metazoa; Chordata; Mammalia; Dasyuromorphia; Dasyuridae
Product: putative olfactory receptor 5AK3
Exons: 1
Coding region: 162-1091 (309 amino acids)
Biological process (GO): G protein-coupled receptor signaling pathway; sensory perception of smell
Cellular component (GO): membrane
Molecular function (GO): G protein-coupled receptor activity; olfactory receptor activity; odorant binding
Source: RefSeq, a predicted model, not a curated record